CAUUUUAAAGCACAACACUCCAACUUUUUGCAUAACUUUCAAAAUGGAUUUCCUAUAUGCUUCUCUCUUCUCUCUUUUUGUUCUUGUUGUGUCUUACUCCCUUCACUUCUUCCUUUACCAUUCCAAAUUAGCUGAAGAUCAUAAAUUACUUCCAGCCGGUAGAAUCGGGUGGCCUGUAGUCGGAGAAAGUUUCGAGUUUCUUGUCAGUGGAUGGAAAGGUCACCCCGAAAAGUUUAUAUUCGACCGCAUGUCGAAGUUUUCACCUAUAGCUUUUAGGACAUCUCUCAUGCUAGAGAAUGUUGCAGUGUUGUGUGGUGCUCAAGGUAACAAGUUUUUGUUUUCAAAUGAGAAUAAACUUGUACAAGUGUGGUGGCCAUCUUCAGUAGACAAAAUAUUUCCUUCAACUAACAAAACAUACAAGGCACAAACCAUGAAAAUGAGAAAAAUUCUUCCAAAUUUCAUCAAGCCCGAAGCGUUGCAACGGUAUGUCCCAAUUAUGGAUGUCGUGACACAACGACAUUUUGCUGAUGGAUGGGAUGGGAAAGAAGAAAUCGUGACGUAUGAACUCACUAGAAAUUUCGCGUUUACGCUUGCAUGCAAGAUCUUUGUUAGUAUCGAUGAUCUUGAACGGGCUAGAUACUUAUCUUGCCCGUUUGAGAGCAUCGUUACUGGGAUUUUUUCAAUCCCCAUUGAUCUUCCUGGGACCCCCUUUCGAAGAGGGAUCAAUGCUUCCAACUUCAUUAGAAAGGAGCUCAUAGCCAUUGUGAAACAAAGGAAAAUUGAUUUGGAUGAAGGGAAAGCAACACCAACCCAAGACGUAUUGUCACAUAUGAUUCUCUUUAGAGACGAAAAUGGCAAGCUCUUGGAAGAACAUGAUAUCGCGGACAAGAUACUAGCGUUGCUAAUAGGCGGUCAUGAUACCGCGAGCUCGACUUCUGCUUUUAUUGUUAAGUAUCUUGCUGAGUUGCCUGAGAUAUACAAUGGAGUUUACAAAGAACAAAUGGAAAUUGCAAAAUCUAAAGCACCAGGAGAACUGUUGAACUGGGAGGAUUUGUCAAAGAUGAAAUACUCAUGGAGAGUUGCAUGUGAAGUUAUGAGAUUAGUCCCACCGGUUCAAGGUGCUUUUAGGGAAGCCAUUACUGAUUUCAUGUACAAUGGCUACUCUAUCCCCAAGGGCUGGAAGUUAUAUUGGAGUGCAAACUCAACCCACAAAAACCAUGAGUUCUUCCCGGAACCCGAAAAAUUCGACCCAUCAAGAUUCGAAGGAAACGGACCUGCACCUUAUACGUUUGUGCCAUUCGGAGGCGGACCACACAUGUGUCCAGGAAAAGAGUAUGCUCGACUAGAAAUACUUGUGUUCAUGCAUCAUCUUGUACGAAGGUUCAAAUGGGAGAAAAUCAUUCCUGAUGAGCAGAUUGUUUUCAAUCCAAUGCCUAGCCCGGCCAAGGGUCUUCCUAUUCGAAUUUACCCGCAUAAAGUUUGAAGCUGGUGUCAUUCAUAUCGCGCAAAGAAUUGGCGUUGUGCUUAAACUAUGUAAUAAUAGUUGAUUUGAAAAGGUGCUAAAUGGAAUCUCAAUCUGAAAACAUACCACUUUGUUUUGUACUUUGUUUCUUGGUUGAGAUCGUAUAGGUUUCUUCCUGUUUCUUGUAUUUCCUUGCGAUUUAAUAAUAGUGUAUUCAGUUUCAAUCUUA
Molecule: messenger RNA, 1691 nt
Organism: Helianthus annuus (common sunflower)
Lineage: Eukaryota; Viridiplantae; Streptophyta; Magnoliopsida; Asterales; Asteraceae
Product: beta-amyrin 28-monooxygenase
Exons: 3
Coding region: 44-1483 (479 amino acids)
Biological process (GO): sterol metabolic process
Molecular function (GO): heme binding; oxidoreductase activity, acting on paired donors, with incorporation or reduction of molecular oxygen; monooxygenase activity
Source: RefSeq, a predicted model, not a curated record